Molecule: messenger RNA, 2851 nt
Organism: Egretta garzetta (little egret)
Lineage: Eukaryota; Metazoa; Chordata; Aves; Pelecaniformes; Ardeidae
Gene: TXNDC11
Product: thioredoxin domain containing 11
Exons: 12
Coding region: 21-2603 (860 amino acids)
Source: RefSeq, a predicted model, not a curated record
GCCGAGCAAAAGAUGUAACAAUGCCAGCGAAGCUUCCAGUGAAUUUUUUCUCCACAAGAUCUCCAGUCAUUGAUCUUUUUCGGGGACAAUUAGACUAUGCAGAUCACCUCCGUCAGGAUUCAGAAAUUGUGCUGUAUUUCUUCUAUGCGCCAUGGUGUGGCCAGUCCAUUGCAGCGAGAGAAGAAAUAGAACAUGUGGCUAGCAGAUUGUCAGACCAGGUGCUGUUUGUGGCUGUAAAUUGCUGGUGGAACCAGGGGAAAUGUAGGAAGCAGAAGCAUUUCUUUUAUUUUCCUGUGAUACACUUAUACCAUCGGAGUUUUGGACCAAUUGAAUACAAAGGCCCUAUGAGUGCUGUUUAUAUUGAAAAGUUUGUUCGCCGGGUGAUGACACCACUACUCUACAUCUCGUCUCGAUCAAAAUUACUAGAUUUCCUCUCAAAUUAUGAGCCUGGAGUUCUAGGAUAUUUUGAGUUCAAUGCUUCACCUCAACCACCUGGUUAUUUAACAUUCUUCACAUCAGCAUUACAUUCAUUAAAGAAAGAUUACCUUGGAACAAUACGCUUUGGAGUGAUCACGGAUAAACGUGUUGCAGAGGAGAUCUCAUUGGUGCAUUCAGGCAGCGUGUAUUUGCACAGACAUGUCAACACAUCUCUUAUAUAUCCAAAUGACAUCAUGAACUAUACUGCUGAGAACAUUUGCAAGUGGGCUCUAGAAAAUCGAGAGAUGUUUAUACGCUGGCUGAGACCACAUGGUGGAAAAAGCCUUCUUCUAAACAAUGAGCUGAAGAAAGGACCAGCACUUCUCAUAUUUAUACCUUACAAUCCCUUAGCAGAAAUUCAUCCUCUUUUAGAUGAAAUUACCAAAGUGGCCUUGGAAUACCACAACUGUAAUAAAAGUCAGGCAGUUGAGCCAGAUUUUCAACACUUAGGAGACACAGAUUCACCAGCUUUUGAUUCCUCUGUAACAGAUGCACAUAUGAAAUUAUUGGAAACAUUUUCAAUAACCAAGUACCCAUGCUGUAACACAGUGGUGCUUCCACAGUGGCAUUCAAUAUCUAGAACUCACAAUGUCUGUGAGCUUUGCAUUAACCAGACACUUGGUGUCAAACCAAAUAAAGUCCAUGUGCCACGCUGUAACUUUUUAGAGAUAGAAGCAGCUUUGGACUCUUUCUACCUCCAGGAACAUACCUUUUUUCAAGUUAUAUCAAAUACCAUAGAAUGCAGCAAUUUCUUAAGUUUCUAUAGUCCUUUUAGCUAUUACACUGCAUGUUGCAGGACGGUAAACAGACAUUUUUUAAGUUUCAUUAGUUCUGAGAAGACCAUCUUUCAGACCCCCAGAGUAGCAUUUUCUUCCCAUGGGAAGAAAGGUAACACCCAAUGUUCUAUUCCUCACAUUGAGGAUAGGAAUUGUUUUAUUCCUGACCUUCAUAUUAGUGGCACUAACAUUACAGGUCUGAGCUGCAGGACCAACAAAACCUUGAAUCUCUAUCUACUGGAUUCAAAUCUUUUUUGGAUAUAUGCAGAGAGACUAGGAGCAUCAAGAUCUACUCAUCUUAAGGAAUUUGCUGCCAUUGUUGACCUGAAAGAAGAAGUACACUAUGUCCUGGAUCAAAAUCAAUCACUUGUUGGAUCUACCCUGGAGAACUUUAUAAAAAAUUUCAGUAUUCUCUACAGUCCCUUGAAAAGGCAUCUUGUUGAUGAUCCUUCAGUCCAUUCUCAUGAGCAGCAUGUAAUCACAGAAGUGACAACUAAUACCUUUCAUGAUACCGUGUUUUUGAGUGAAAAGAAUGUCUUGCUGCUCUAUUAUGCACAGUGGUGUGGAUUCUGUGCUUCUCUUAAUCACAUCUUUAUUCAACUUGCUCGGCUUUUGCCUCCUGAUAAUUUCAUUGUGGCAAGAAUAGAUAUCACUCGAAAUGACCUUCCAUGGGAAUUUAUGACAGACCAUCUCCCAACCAUUUUAUUUUUUCCUCAUCAGAGGAAGGAACAAAGUGUGAAGUUCCCUGAAGACUUUUCAGUUAACCUUCCUAAUCUCCUGAAAUUUAUUUUACAUCACUCAAAUCUGUCUUCAUCAGAGCCAUGUACCAAAGAAUGCCUACAUAAAGAGACAGUUCUACAGCAAGGACACAUCUCACACUUGGAGAGAGAAAUUCAGAAGUUAAGAUCAGAAAUCAGUGCCCUUCAUCAGGCCCAUUACCGGCUGGAAGCACAGCUUUCUGAAGCUAGGCAAGAGGAACAUAGACUACAGGAGCAAAAACACACACUGGAAAAGCAGCACAAGACUUUGCAGCUCCGCAGUGAGCAGUUACAGGCCACAUAUGACCAGAAGAAUCAAGAAUUAUUAGAAAUGGCUGAAAAGCUUCAAGAAUUAGCUGAUGCAUCAGAAAACCUCCUUAAAGAAAAUACUUUACUGAGAAUCCUGGUAGCAUCAAGGGAAGGAAAGCUACAGAGCAAAGAUGAAAUUAAAGAAUCCCUUCAGUCAGAGCAAAUGGUUUCUGAAGAUAAUGAUGUAUCUGUUUCAAAAGCUACUGCCACAUUAGGGGAAAAAAGGAUUGAUAAUACUGAUACCACAGAGACAGAGCACAAUAGUGGCAACAGGACAGAAUGAUUACUUACACAAAGUCAAAUGAUGCAGUAUUGGGUUACAAACUGGGCUCUUGCCAUUCCCAUUUCUUUUGGGAUCAUGAGGAGUACAAUGGGACCAGGAAGAUCACUGUUUGGGACAGUGCUUUUUCUGAACAAAGCCUGCACAGAACAGUUCAAAGGAGUUAUGAGAGGUAGGCAUUUAUUGCUGUCCUUAUGUGAAGAGCUGCAUAGUACUUUAAUUGUUAUUUAUUGUUCUUGGACACUUCUGUU